Molecule: messenger RNA, 8251 nt
Organism: Xyrauchen texanus (razorback sucker)
Lineage: Eukaryota; Metazoa; Chordata; Actinopteri; Cypriniformes; Catostomidae
Product: histone deacetylase 5-like
Exons: 25
Coding region: 820-4212 (1130 amino acids)
Biological process (GO): negative regulation of transcription by RNA polymerase II; chromatin organization
Cellular component (GO): histone deacetylase complex
Molecular function (GO): histone deacetylase activity
Source: RefSeq, a predicted model, not a curated record
CACUGCAGGGGAGGGUACAGAGAUUCAGCUUUAAACAAUUACGAAAAACAAAACGGCAAACCUCAGUUACACCAGUCGAAACAACAGUGGAUGGUUCACUUUAAGCCCAUUCAUUUGGAGAUCUAGUUGUGCGGUGCUGUUGUGAGGGCUUUGCCAGGAUUGGCUGGCUGUACUACGCGACUCAGUGGACGGCGAGAGGAGAGUAAAAGGAGGGGAAGGAAGAGGGGGACAGGCAGCUUGCUGAUAGAAGUCUCUCGGUGUUCUAUUUUGCGUUCCACUCUAUCUCGCCGUUAUAUACAGCCUUUGAUCUUGUCUUUCCAUGCUUCAUCGCAUUUCCUCAUGGGGAAGUCGCUGUUUUGGAGUGCGGCAAUACUGCAUGCAUAACUUCUGAGAUUUACAGGAUACAGGCACGCUUGGACGGGGGAAUUGGAUACGAUCCACACGUGGACUUGUCGCCGUGAAUUAGCUGUUUGUUUCUGUAAUAGACGAUUAGACAAGGCAGUGAUGUGGUUUUAUGAAUAGAGUCGUUUGUGCAGUCGUACUAUUGAUCGCUUGAGUGAACAUUUUGAAGAUUUGUCUACAGCAUUUCCUUCCACGGAGUCUAGCUUGCAUUUGUUUAUUUGGAACCAUGGAACUAAUGUGCAAAACUGUCAUUUAUUUUCUUGAUGCCUGUACCUUGCAUUAAAAAAGGACGUACAGUUAUUUUCCUUCAAAUGUGUUUGCAGUAGUUUUUUUUAGUAGUGCACAUGACGGAGAGUGAGCUCUUUUUACAUGUAGAAAUUUUUUGCAUGAAUUGUGUGGUCAUAUUUUGAGACUGGCAUGCUUUUGAAGCCAACCGUACCGGGACUGUGCGCAAUGUUGCAGACAAUCUAUGAGACAGAAUCCUGCUUCUCCUCAGACAGCACGUCCAGCCGAGAUCCUCCCAUAGAGCUGCUACCUCAGUCUAGAAGCACCAGCAUGCCUAGUACCGCUGUGGAUGUGAAGACCUUGCUACCCUCUGGGAUGCAGAGCCCAGUAGGAGGUGGAGGAGAUCAGGGCAGGGGUAGCGGAGUGCCGGUGGACCUGCGAACGGACCCACGUCUGAGUGCGCUGAGCGCGGUGGAUCCAACACUAAGAGAAAAACAGCUUCAGCAUGAGCUGCUAUUACUCAAACAACAACAAGAGCUCCAGAAACAGCUGCUGUUCGCUGAGUUCCAGAAACAGCACGAGGUUUUGACCCGCCAACAUGAAGUGCAGCUACAGGAACAUCUUAAGCAGCAGCAGGAAAUCUUGGCAGCAAAGCAUCAACAGGAGCUGGAGCAGAAGAGGAAGUUAGAACAGCAGCGUCUCGAAGAGAUGGAGAAACAGCGGCUGGAACAACAGCUCAUCAUGCUACGGAACAAAGAGAAAAGCAAAGAGAGUGCCAUAGCCAGUACUGAGGUCAAACUGAAGCUACAAGAGUUCCUGUUGAGCAAAAAAGAACCCAGCCCUGGUGGACUAAACCAUUCUUUCCCUCAGAAGUGCUGGGGAGGUCAUCAUACGUCCCUGGAGCAGAGCUCCCCUCCGCAGAGCAACACACCAGGAACACCUCCCUCCUACAAGCUCCCUCCACUGCGAGGGGCCUACGAAGGCAAAGAUGACUUCCCUCUUCGUAAAACCGCCUCUGAGCCCAAUCUGAAGGUACGUUCGCGGUUAAAACAGAAGGUGGCUGAGAGGAGGAGCAGCCCACUGCUCAGACGGAAAGAUGGUACUGUGAUCAGUACCUUCAAGAAAAGAGCAAUAGAGAUCUCAGUGUCCUCUAUGUGCAGCAGUGCUCCUGGCUCAGGGCCCAGUUCUCCGAACAGCUCUAACAGUGCCAUUGCUGAGAAUGGCUCCAGCGGCUCCGUCCCAAACAUCCACGCUGAGCAGUUACGUUCUCUGCAUCAGUCUAUGACCGGAGACGGGACACUGAGUCCCCUGAGCCUCUACACCUCUCCAUCUCUGCCCAACAUCUCUCUGGGACUGCCUGCCAACGCACACAUCACGGCCCCUCAGAAACUCGGGGGCCAGCAGGAUGCAGAGCGGCAGGCAAUCCAGAAUUUGCGUCAAGGUGGGGCACUCACGGGGAAGUUUAUCAGCACAUCGUCCCUGCCGACGUGCCUUCCCACAGGGGCACCCCAUGACCCCGAGCCCCCUUCCGCUCCUAACAGCCACAGUAGCCAUUCCUCACUGCUCCAGCAUGUACUACUGUUGGAGCAGGCUCGUCAACAGAGUGCACUUCUCGCAGUUCCUAUGUAUGGGCAGUCUCCGCUGGUGACAGGUGAGCGGGUUUCCAACAACAUGCGCACAGUGAAUAAGUUGCCUUGGCACCGGCCGCUGAGCCGCACACAGUCAGCGCCCCUACCGCAAACACCACAGGCCCUGCAGCACCUCGUAAUGCAACAGCAGCACCAGCACUUCCUAGAGAAACAGAAACACUACCAGCUAAAUAAGAUCCUCUCCAAAGGGGCGGAGCUUCUAAGACAGCCUCCGACUCACCCUGAGGAGACAGAGGAAGAGCUUACGGAAACUGCAGAGAUGCAUGAGGAGCGAGGGGAGGGGGUUGAUCAUGUUAGGGAAGGGCUGCAUAAAGAGAGCUCUGGUGAGACCACGCCCCCUUCUGAACGUCAGGUCCCAUUAAAGGGAGAGAGCACAGAAAGUGACUUGGAGGAAGAAGAUGAUGAAGAUGAAGCCAUUGAACUGAGGGAAUGUGAUGAAGAGGGUGCCCCCUAUGGUCAGUAUUUGGACCAACAGCAUGCGCAGCAACUGAAUGUGUUCCAGGCCUCUCUUUCCAUCACAGGAAUGCCCCACAGACCCCUAGGAAGGGCACAGUCCUCCCCCGUCACUUCUAGUCUUAAAGGAAUGCCCUUGACAGAGAUACCCAUCAAACAUCUUUUCACGACAGGGCUGGUAUACGACACCUUCAUGCUAAAGCAUCAGUGCAUGUGUGGCAACACAAACAUUCAUCCCGAACAUGCUGGUCGCAUUCAGAGUGUUUGGUCGAGGCUACAGGAAACAGGGCUGCUCGGUCGCUGUGAGAGGAUCAGAGGAAGGAAGGCAACACUAGAUGAAAUCCAAACUGUGCACUCAGAGUACCACACACUGCUGUACGGCACCAGUCCCUUGAACAGACAGAAACUGGACAGCAAGAAACUUCUUGGUCCAAUCAAUCAGAAAAUGUACGCUGUACUUCCGUGUGGAGGCAUUGGGGUGGACAGCGACACAGUGUGGAAUGAGAUGCACUCGUCAGGUGCUGUGCGUAUGGCAGUGGGCUGCGUCAUUGAGCUGGCAUUUAAAGUUGCCGCUGGGGAACUGAAGAACGGUUUUGCUGUGGUCCGUCCUCCUGGUCACCAUGCUGAAGAAUCCACCGCCAUGGGUUUCUGCUUCUUCAACUCUGUGGCCAUCACUGCCAAACUCCUGCAGCAGAAACUCGGAGUGGGCAAGAUCCUGGUCCUAGACUGGGAUAUUCACCAUGGAAACGGGACCCAGCAAGCCUUCUACAACGAUCCCAAUGUGCUGUACAUUUCCCUGCAUCGCUAUGAUGAUGGCAAUUUUUUCCCAGGCAGCGGCGCUCCUGAGGAGGUGGGUGUUGGUCCAGGAGAGGGCUUUAACGUCAACGUUGCCUGGACUGGUGGAGUAGAGCCACCUAUGGGUGAUGUUGAGUAUCUCACAGCCUUCAGAACGGUGGUGAUGCCCAUAGCCAAUGAGUUCUCCCCAGAUGUGGUGCUUGUGUCCGCGGGCUUUGAUGCUGUGGAGGGCCACCAGUCACCCCUGGGUGGAUACAAUGUCACCGCCAAAUGUUUUGGCCAUCUCACUAAGCAGCUGAUGAAGUUGGCUGGUGGCCGUGUGGUUUUGGCACUGGAGGGAGGUCAUGACCUCACUGCCAUUUGUGACGCAUCGGAGUCCUGUGUGGCUGCAUUGCUUGGAGAAGAGUUGGAUCCUUUACCACUGACUGUCCUUCAACAGAAACCAUGUCCAAAGGCAGCAGCCUCUUUAGAGAGAGUCAUUGAGAUUCAGAGUAAGCACUGGGCGUCUCUGCAGAGGUUGGCUCCUACAGUUGGUCAGUCUCUAUUGGACGCUCAGAGACGGGAGAAGGAUGAGGCAGACACUUUGACCGCCAUGGCCUCUCUCACUGUGGACAAUGAUCAGACAAUGACCUCCACAGAAACCAGCAGAUCAGCAGAGGAGCCAAUGGAGGAAGAGCCUGUGUUGUAGAAGAGAAAGUAGUAGGUCACUGCUCCAACCUUCUUGUCCACACCUGCUCAGCUCUGGUCACCCUGACGUCACGACUCAUGUUACACCUCCCAGCUCUUUGAUUGGCUCCCUCGGUCCUUCACUCAUUUUCAGGUGCUUGACUGACACGUUCACAGCCUGCCCACUUUCGCUUUCCUGAGGUUAAAGCAUAGCAGAUUGCAGCCAAAAGAGGACAACAAAAUCAUGAUGGGUAUAUACAGGACCACUCCAGUGAGGGUCAGGCAGCUAACCGCUGGAUAGACCGAAUAAUGGAAAACACUUUGGAGAGAGGCCUUUGUUUUUAUUUUCUCUCAUUUGUUUGGACAUGGGAUGUAAAGAUGAAAGUGCAAAAAAAGAAGAGGAGGAAGGACAAAUUACAGCACGUGAUGUUGUCAUUCUGAGGGGGUGGAAAUAAAGCUUUGUUUUCUGUACAAAGUAUAAGAAAUGUAUAAAGUUCCAAAAAAGCCAACAAGCAGCAAAAAUAUUUCAGCACAAAACAUGCAUAUACACUUAUUCACAAGAACACUGUUCUUGAAAAGAGGAACCCAAUGUUCCGAUUGUGUUGAUACACCGUUUUUGCAGACAGGUUUACUCGUUUACACUGUACUGUGUUGAUUAUUUGGUAUACUUGAUGAUGUGUAUUAUAUCCUGUGAUGAAAAGCACACAAACAUACGAGAUAUAUAUAUAUAUAUAUAAGCAUAUAUAUGUAGUUUUGUGUGCACUGUAAACACAUUUGAACAUACAAAAAAUAUAUAAAUACUUUAUAUCCCCUUUACCGAACAUUUGUUAUCAGCUGUGGUUGUACAUAUAAGCCUGCAGUCUUUCGUGGAAAUGGAAGAUGAUGGUUUGCCUUUUUUUCUCAAAAGUAUCUUCACACUUUAUUCUCUCAGAGAAAACAGUACUUUUUUGGAACAUUUGGCUUUGCUAUGACAUGUUCACACAUAAACACAAAGCAUAAAUAAUGCUGAGCUAUCCAUUUUACGAGAAAAGGUGUAAAAUACAAAGAACAGAUUUUCAAAGUGUCUAUCUUUGAGAUAGACACAUAAUGGUAAUGUCUCAAGAAAUACUUUUUUCAAGAACUUGGUGCCUUUUAUACUAAGGAAAAUAUUUAAAACACCAAUACUUAAAUCGCAAAUCCUCAGACUUAAAUUUCAUUGAUUUGUUUGGUUUUCAAAUUGCCUUAAUUUUUCAAAGAAUGCUAAUUUUAGACAUGACGACGGAGAGCACAAAAAUCAUACGUCUGCCCCCUUUUCUUUUUGUUUUUACUUUUGCAUUGUUUUUCUUUCUCUCGUUGUUUAUUUCUUGGGAUGUACAUGUUGCGAUCUUGGUAAAAGGUUUGGUUACCUUUUUUUUUUUUUACUGUUUAUGAAAGAAUGAACUAAAGAAAUUCAGAGAUUGUCUUAUUUAUCCAUCUUGUGCCGUAGACUAGCACAUGAUGCGAUUAUUUGAAAACACUGACAAUGUCGUGACCAACUUUUUAUUUCUUUUAUUUUUAUUUUUUUAUGCCACCUUCAUUUGUAUUUUAUUUGUUUGUUUCCCCUUCUCGUCAACUGCUUUAUUUCCAUUGGCGAGAGAGUGUUAGCGGUGACUUGUUUUUAUUGAAAAACAUUUCCAUUUUUGUACAAAAAAUGUAAAAGAAAACAAAAAGAGUUCUGUAUCAGUGUUAAUUUUGUCAUUUGAUUUUAAGUAUUCUCUUAUAAAGAAUGUACAGUGUGGUACAGAUGCUCCUUAUUUUACCGAUGAUGUUGAGUUAUGUCACUGUGCAGUGCAUUUUGCAUUGCUGUUUUUCAGGAUUUGUCUUUUUUCAGAAUUUAAAAAGAAGGACAAACAUUAUUUUGUUUUCUUUUUCUGGCAAUAAGAUUGACUACCACUUUUUUGUUUAACACUAAUAUAUUCUGCGAAAAUACUGGUUAUAUUUUCAUCAUCUUUUGAUAUAGCUUUUAUGCUAUGUAUAUGGCUAUUUUGCACCACACUAAUGGUAAUCAUUCAUAACUGUUGACAGUUUGUCGUUUAAUAGCCAUAUGCUGGUUAAUCACUUCUGCACUUGUGGUUGAAAUUGCUUUUUUAUUACCCUAAGAUAAUAGUGUAAUAUACAAUACAAUUUUCACUGUGUAAUAACAGCUUUUUGGGGGGCUAUAUUCCACUGCAUGGAUUUGAUCCACUGCAUCCUUUAGACAGCAAAGAAAACCAGUGUAUUUAAUUAUGUAAUGCCAACCUCUUCCUAGACAUCCUUCAGUUUAACAACUUUAAAGAAGAAGAAUAACUUGGUCUCAGAUGUAACAAGCCCCCCCCCCCCAUUUUGCACUAUUUCUAUACUGUAGGUCCAAACCAACCACAUAUUUUCAGUUUCUCAGAUUAAAAUUUCAGAGGCAUUAAACGCAAAGCAGAGUGAAUUGUCUCCGCAAAUAUGUUUCAAUUAAAUGUGAACUCUCUCGUCAACGUUUUGCGCUCGCAACAAUUUCUUUGUGUAUUUUCAUUGAUGAUCUGAUGUUGAUGUUGAAAUUUCUUGACUCCGCUCUCAAUUGAUUUAUUUAUUUGGAGUCAUAUAUGAAUUUGAAUGUUACAUUGGUUUUGGAUCAAUAAUGGUCUCAUUGUAAAUUGAUGAAAAAUGAGGUAUCUGCAUAUUAUCUGUUCUCUUAGACAGCCUCUGGGCAAUAACUUACAUUUUUAAAUAUUGUGCAUCACAGAAGUUAUCUAAAAAAAAAAUAAAACCACCAUUUUUCACAACAAACAGUCAUCUAUGAAGAGCCAUGUUAACUACGUUAUCUGAUAAAGGAUUUAUAAAUAUGUUUUGCUGUCUGUUAAAACACUAACAUCAGCUGUUCAUUUGGUCUCAAACGGUCUCUUUGUUAGUUGUCGUUUAUCAUCAGAUAAAACGGUUUUAUUGACUUCUAUCGGUGGGCUUUGGUUAGGACAAACCUCCACCUUUUGCUUGGCAAAAACUGAAUUGAGAUUAAAGAGAUUGUCUUGUCGGACAGGAAACUAAACACUUUGUGAAAAAAUUAGGCUAACUAGCCUUUGUACUUAGAUACUGUAAUAUACACUAAGAGAAUUUCCCUCUUCUAUGUGACAAUGAGGUGUGCUGUCUGCAACAGGAACUACUGUGAUUUUUGGAUGUGGAUCACCAACCAUUUGUGCAGUUUUGUAUCUUCAACCUACAUGGUGUUAAACAGUAUAUUGAACGUGCAGUUGGUGUUGAAAGCUUUUUCUCCGUUUUUGUUUUUUCUUCUUUUAAUUUUCUGGAUCAAUCAGCAGACAUGUUGGUCCCUGAUGGCCCUUUUUGAGACCUAGACCUUCUCUUUAGGUGUGUUGGUUUGAGCAAUACAUAGAUAGGGGAAAUAAUCGACAAGAUGUAAUACAGUAUGAUGCUUGGCUUUAUUGAACAAGGCAUUUGUGAAGCUGGGUGUAUUUCCAACACAGUCUCUUUCGCAAUGAUCUUUACAUAAAGAAAGCAAAAAUGUCAACAACGUGAACAGGGCCUUAUGAUCAUGGACACAGGAAACCUCUGUAUGUGUAAAAGACAUGGAUGUUCACCUUGGAAAAUAGCUUUACUGUCGCUGCCACAUAUUUUGCUAUUCAGUGCAUUUGUAUAUUUAUUGAUAAUUCAUAUGUUGUGUAUAUGUAGUGACCUAUGAUCGUCAAGGUUCAAAGAGUGCUUGUAUAUUUUUUGACUUUAUGAAAGAGAGGUUGUGUCUCCUUCACUGUCCCUUCAUUUCUUUGCUGUUUGACAUCACUCAUUGUGAUUGGGAGUUUCGAUUUGUGAGGUCUUUUAACCUUGAUCUUAUUUUCUCUCUUUCUUGUCUAUGUUCUGGUCAUAUUGAUAUGCAGAAGCUCUGAAAUUAGCAAAGCACAUUCCCUGAUUUGUUGUGUUCUUUCAAUGCUUUCAUGUUGCGACAAUACAAAGGUGUGUAUACUAACUGCUACACACAUGUAUAUAGGGUGCAUAUAUAUGUACACAUGUGCAAUACACGCUAUUUGAGCAAUCUAUUACUGUGACUAUUAAUCAUUAAAAAUUGCUGU